AGUUCAAUAAGAAUUUAUUAUUUUUUAUUUAACCGGUUAGAGAAUUAAUUAUUGAUAAUGGUGAUUAAAUUUUGAAACAAUUCGAUAAUUGUUUUACGCUGAUAUAAUAUAUAUAUACUACAAGAAAAUUUUUAAUUUGUUGAACAGUUUUCCAUUCGGUGAAAAUGUCUAUACCGUUAUAUUGUUACACACAAGUUCGUAAAUAUUUUUUAAAAGGAGCACCAAGGGCUUGGAAAACUGAAGGUGUCAAAUAUGAACAAGUAACUUAUUAUCCUAGACAUAAAGAUCACAAAGAUCCUCCAAUAACACCAACAAAACUCUUAAUGGUUCAGCGCGUAAAGCCGUACAAAGGCAAUCCGUACUGGGACAAAUCUGUACUUAAGCAAUUGGGCUUAGAUAAAGUGUCUAGUGAUAUUGCGAUCGUGAAAAAUAUACCAGAAGUGUGUAAAAUGCUUUGGCAAAUUAAGCAUUUAAUAAAAGUAACUCCAAUUAAUAUGCCAGAUAAAUUACCCAAUGAUAAUUCGGUACAGACUUGGCUUCAUGAAAAUGGUGAUUUGCUGAUGGCUCCAAGAGUUGAUCCGGAACGUGAACGAGCCACUAUAGAAUUUAUGAAUAAUCCGAAACGACUAGAUCGUAAAACACUCAAAGAAGAAUUGAGAAUGAGAUGGCUUAAUCCUUAUGAGUUGUAGAUUUAAUUAUCAUUGAAUAAAAUACAAUACGUCAU
Molecule: messenger RNA, 724 nt
Organism: Microplitis mediator
Lineage: Eukaryota; Metazoa; Arthropoda; Insecta; Hymenoptera; Braconidae
Gene: mRpL30
Product: 39S ribosomal protein L30, mitochondrial
Exons: 4
Coding region: 165-689 (174 amino acids)
Biological process (GO): translation
Cellular component (GO): mitochondrion; large ribosomal subunit
Molecular function (GO): structural constituent of ribosome
Source: RefSeq, a predicted model, not a curated record